Messenger RNA from Neocloeon triangulifer, 1756 nucleotides. RefSeq lists its product as uncharacterized. Bases 197 to 1438 code for a protein of 413 amino acids. The record is from RefSeq and is a predicted model, not a curated record. NCBI's taxonomy places the organism in Eukaryota, Metazoa, Arthropoda, Insecta, Ephemeroptera, Baetidae. The transcript is spliced from 9 exons.
AGGUGCGCGACCUGAGUAAACACGAGAGUGUGCUCGUUGCUCGUUCGUUUUGUUUCCAUUCCAUCGGGAGUUCGACAUUCGACAGUUCGAGAGUGUUGUUAGUUUUAGUUAGUCAGUGUGCAACUUUGGUUCCGUUCAAUCUCUUGCGAAUUUUGAGUGCAAAGAAGCCAGGGUCGUGGCCACCCUGAGAGACAAGAUGAUCUCGCACUUCGUCAUCUUCACGGUACUGCUGCUCUACGGCGCUGGCGCCCUCGGCCAACUGGUGGACAAAGACUUCGCGCCCACGGUCACAGCCACUUGCAAGGCAGGUCACAUGACCAUCAAGGUGGUCACCAACCAAAAUUAUGUUGGCACGAUCCACGCCCGAGACUUCCGGACGUCCAACUGCAUGGCCGUGGGCAAUGGCACCACGGUCACAACCCUUGAACUGAACCUGUUGGCGCCAAAGAACGCACCCGGCUACUGCGGGGUCCUCUACAACAAUAAGGCGGACGAGCGGUCGGUACCAAUCGCGGUGCGCAUCCACAAGACACUUGAACUGGCCGACGACAAGUUUUACGUCAUCACCUGUGGCAAGGCCGGCUUCAAGAACUCCAAGAACGAGACGGCCUUGGUAAAUUUGGCGUUGUUGGAUGAGGAAAAGCAGGUUAACGAGGCCGUGUAUGGACGCAAGUACACCCUUCGAGCGUCAACCUCGCGGACAGAUGGUAAUUAUGGAAUUAGCGUCAAGUCCUGCUUCGCCUUCAACAAGCAAAACAAAACAGAGCUCAUUGACGAUCAAGGGUGCCCCCUGCAAAGUGGCGUUAUUUCGCGCUUCAUCUACAAUGACAAAGUUGGCGCCUCCGAAGCAACUUUGUACUCGAUGUUCCGUUUCCAGGACAGCAACGAGAUUCACUUCCAGUGCGACCUGGCCGUGUGCAAGGGUGCCUGCCCCGAGCCCAGGUGCGAUGGACAGAGCAAGGCACUGGCCGACGAAAGUGCCGAACAAAACGGAGGGCUUUUGGCCAGCACUAACGUCUUUGUCCUGGAACCUGGACAACCUUCAAUUGCUGCCCUCUGCUCUGGAAUCCACCCUUCCUGGUUGUUGUGGCUUUGCGUGGCAUUCGGCGUGCUCUUCCUCAUCAUGUUAGUCAUCAACAUUUUCCUGUGCUCGGCCAUGUCUUGUGCCUGUGCCAGAACCGAGAUUAUUGAAAAAGACCCAAGCAUCAUCGAGGAGUACGAUCCCUACAGAACUUGGCAGGACUCGCACUAUGGAUCCAGAUAUUCUCUGAAUGCUAAGCCAGGUUACAUGUCUGGUGGCUCGACGAUGAACUCGACGCAUUCGGUUUCGACCAACAGUGACCACUACGCAAUCGUCCACUCGCGGCCUGGCAGCAGGUACUCCGGCCACCAAAACAGGGCCGGCUCAGCAAUGGGUUCACAUUAUUCGGGAAAGUGAGCCACGCAGAAUGAAAUUUUAGCAAAAUACUGCCUUGCCAUAUUAGAAAACAAGAGUGAAAGAGCUUUGGAAAUUUCCCGCGGCAGUGUUCUUUGGACCCAAAACAAGUGUUUGCGAGUGAGUGAAUGAGUGCCGAAGAAGAAAAUGGAUCAAUAUUUUUUAUAACAAUCGAGUGCAAGAUGACCAGUAGACGAAGAUGAAGUGUUUCUGAACAGUUUUCAUACAUCUAACUACUUAACUAGAAUCUGGAUUAUUUUUAUUUUUGUAGAUUAAAACUGUUACCUUAUUUGUCAGAAAAUAAAACAAAAUUAUAUAAUA